AUGGAGGCUGGAGGCGCAGGAAAUGGUUCGAAUGGGGCGGCGCAGACAAAGGGGAGUGGGGGUGAUGGCUCCGCCAAGCCGCUGCCCCCUUGCUGUGUCAAGGCGAGAGCUGCGGCGCCCGAGUCCGAGGCCAAGUGCCAUGCCACCGUGGUUUCGGGAUGGUUCACCGAGCCACGAUCACACUGCGGUAAAGCCAUCAAGGUUCAAUAUUACAAUAACCCAAUGUGGCCAGGAGAGGCCCAUUCCUUGAAAGUGGAGAAGAUAUUGUACCAGGGGAAAUCACCAUACCAGGAAGUCCUGGUCUUUGAGUCAUCAACGUAUGGGAAAGUCCUUGUGCUUGAUGGUAUUGUUCAAUUGACUGAUAAGGAUGAAUGUGCAUACCAGGAAAUGAUUACUCACCUCCCACUUUGUUCAAUUCCAUCCCCUAAAAAGGUUUUGGUUAUUGGUGGUGGUGAUGGAGGUGUACUUCGAGAGAUUUCCAGACAUAAUUCAGUGGAGUCUAUUGACAUAUGUGAAAUUGAUCAGCUGGUUAUUGAUAUUUGCAAAGAUUUCUUCCCACAUUUGUCUGUUGGAUUUGAAGAUCCUCGCGUUCAACUUCAUGUUGGUGACGCUGUGGAGUUCUUGAGAAAUGCUCCUGAGGGGACAUAUGAUGCUAUCAUUGUUGAUUCAUCAGACCCAAUAGGGCCUGCUCAGGAACUUGUUGAGAAGCCUUUUUUUGAGACCAUUGCUAGAGCUUUGAGGCCUGGUGGUGUUCUUUGUAACCAAGCUGAGAGUAUGUGGUUGCAUACACAUUUGAUUCAGGACAUGCUUUCAAUUUGCCGUGAGACUUUCAAGGGUUCUGUCCGCUAUGCAUGGACUAGUGUCCCAACAUACCCAAGUGGGGUGAUUGGGUUUCUGCUAUGUGCCAAAGAAGGUCCACCGGUGAACUUUCUGACUCCUAUAAAUCCAAUUGAAGAAGUGGAAGGAGCUACUAAAGCAGGAAGGGAGAUCAGAUUUUAUAAUUCAGAGAUGCAUAGGGCAGCGUUUGUUCUUCCGACCUUUGCCAAGAGAGAGCUAGAAGCAUACUGUGCUUCCACGGAAACAGAGCAGGCAGAGGAAGUAGCGGCAGCUCCCCCAAAGCAAACUGUGGUGCCAAAUAGUGGAAUUCUCACCGCAUCCUAG
Messenger RNA from Miscanthus lutarioriparius, 1161 nucleotides. Lineage: Eukaryota; Viridiplantae; Streptophyta; Magnoliopsida; Poales; Poaceae. The record is from the annotation of a GenBank genome assembly.